AUGGCGGGUGGUCCAAAGAUGGGGCAUAAGAUUUCGCGCGGCUCAGAUCGUGGAUCAGAGCUGGGCCGAGCCGAGUCGGACAGGGCCCUAGUUGGCGUGUGGGGGCCUGCCGCCGUGACUGUUAAUCGACGUGGGCGACUGAGUCAUGAGGCGGAGGGGAAGGCUGACGCGACAAAUGCCCAGUUGACGCGACCCAAGCCCGCGACACCACCUCUUCCAGCAUUCAAGCCGCCAGCACUGCCUCCAAGACAGGCAGGCGAGUCCUCUCGCAGAGCCACUUGUCGUGGCUGGUGGGCUGGCCGGCCGGCCUGUCGACUCUGGCUGGCCACGUGCCCGCCACGCUGA
Molecule: messenger RNA, 345 nt
Organism: Protopolystoma xenopodis
Lineage: Eukaryota; Metazoa; Platyhelminthes; Monogenea; Polystomatidea; Polystomatidae
Source: the annotation of a GenBank genome assembly